Molecule: messenger RNA, 1126 nt
Organism: Corticium candelabrum
Lineage: Eukaryota; Metazoa; Porifera; Homoscleromorpha; Homosclerophorida; Plakinidae
Exons: 6
Coding region: 202-960 (252 amino acids)
Source: RefSeq, a predicted model, not a curated record
CUGAAUACCAAUAGAUUUUGCACGUCGUUUUCCGAGCGUCAAAGUAAACAACAAGUCAGAGUUGUGCACAUUAGGCGUGACCAGAAUAUCCGGGAUGCAGCAUAUUUGUAACCGGAAGUAGCGGAAACUAGCGGAUAUUGCUGACAUCGCCCUGUCGUUAUGUGUUCUGUCCUGUAGUAUUGCGACGAACAGACGAGAAGUAUGAGCCGGAUUGCAGUAACGGUCGUCAUUUUGGCUUGGCUGUCGCUAUUCUUACACGCAGGAAUAGGCAGAGUGGAUGCGAACAGUUCGUCUAUGGCUAGUAAUGUCGUUAGUGCUACGCCUACACCAGACCUAGGGAUGGGCGGUGUUUCUGGCACUGAUGCAAAACCAAUUCAUUCCAUGGCAAUUACAGAGAGACCAACUACAGAAAUGCCAACUACAGAAAAGCCAACUACAGAGCGACCAUCUACGGCGGGUGCAAGCACGGCAGGAGACAACAGCACAACAGCAGCAGGUUCCACUGACGCCACCAGCGCUGGUGUAACAAACACAACUGGGGAAACAGACCAACAAGACUGUUCUCGAAGUGACUGUUGUGACAACACGUAUUGUGUGGAAAAUAAAUUAUGUACCUGUGGUUGUGAUAUCAAGCCACUGUGUGCACUUAUUGUGGAUAAGAAAAGCAAGGAAGGGGUGGCCAAACUGGAUUUUAACAAUCAAUGCUCCAUUAAAGUUUAUAACGAUAAGAAUACUACACAUACGGCCCACAGAUUCUACUAUGAAGAAUGUGUUUAUGAAAGUGAUUACUGGGAUGGCUCGAGGGUUUUUCCGUUAGUUGUUGGAAUCUAUGGUGCUAUUUUGAUUCUACUGGCAAUUGCCAUUGCGGUGCUACAUGGAGGUGUGUCAGGAGAAUAUUCUGUCACGAAUCCUGAGUCAUCUACUGUAGUAAAGAAUCAAGCCUAUGUUGGAGCUCAGUAACUGGUUUACUUGGUGGUUGGCAGGAAAGGAGUUGAGAUUUAUCAUGUUUUUGAAAUGUAACAAUCUAGACUAUUACUUAUCACAACUAAACAGCAUGUAAUAGUAUAUACAACUUAUGUCUGUCUAUAGCUACAUAUGAUUGCUUGACAUAUAAUUGCUUGACAAA